AAUCGGCGUGUUUUGUUUUUUUUCCUCACAAAGCUCAAAAAUACAUCUCCCGACACAGUUAGUGCUUGAGUUAUUUUAGAGCUGCGGGGAGGCGUGUUGGUAUAAGAAUCGUAUACUGUAGGAACUAAGACUGACUGCACGACGCAGCAACAGGUGUCAAUGGACAAUGGAUCCGAAGAUCAUCAUCCCAACCUGGAUCAGUUCGUCCGUGGCCACUUGGAGCUCGGACCCUUUUGGCAGUGAUGCCGGUCAGAGGGUGCAGGUAGAGUUUUAUGUGAAUGAAAACACCUUCAAGGAGCGUCUGAAGCUUUUCUUCAUCAAAAACCAAAGAUCAAGUCUUAGGAUUCGUGUAUUCAACUUCUCACUGAAGCUGCUCACCUGCCUGCUGUACAUCAUCCGAGUGGCAACAGACAACCCUGGUCAGGGCGCCAGCACCAAUCACACCGCAGGACAGCAAAACUCUCCCAGUGGCAACAACAAGUGUGUUGACUGUCCGUGGAACGGAUCAGUGCAAGACAGAGAAAUUAACUGGGGUUUGAUCUUCUGGGUGGAUAGAAAGGUGCCUGUGUGGGCCAUUCAAGUGAUUGUGGCCAUCAUUAGUUUCCUGGAGACUAUGUUACUGAUGUAUCUGAGCUACAAGGGGAACAUUUGGGAGCAGAUAUUCCAGGUGUCCUUCCUUUUGGAGAUGAUCAACACAGUUCCCUUCAUCAUUACGAUCUUCUGGCCCUCAAUAAGGAACAUCUUCAUUCCCGUGUUUCUCAACUGCUGGUUGGCCAAGUGUGCUUUGGAGAACAUGAUCAAUGAUGUCCACAGAGCAAUCCAGAGGACCAACUCAGCCAUGUUCAACCAGGUCCUCAUUCUCAUCUGCACCCUUCUCUGCCUGGUCUUCACUGGCACAUGUGGAAUCCAGCACCUGGAGCGAGCGGGCAAAAAUCUCACCCUCUUCAAUUCCUUCUACUUCUGCAUUGUCACCUUCUCAACUGUGGGCUUUGGAGACGUCACUCCCCGCAUAUGGCCCUCCCAGCUCCUGGUGGUCAUCAUGAUCUGUGUGGCUCUGGUGGUGCUACCUCUGCAGUUUGAGGAGCUGAUGUACCUGUGGAUGGAGAGACAGAAGUCUGGAGGGAAUUAUAGCCGCCACAGAGCGCAGACAGAGAAACACGUAGUGCUGUGUGUCAGUGCACUAAAGAUAGACUUGCUCAUGGAUUUCCUCAAUGAAUUCUACGCCCAUCCUAGACUGCAGGAUUACUAUGUGGUGAUCCUGUGCCCAAGUGAAAUGGACCUCCAAGUGCGGAGAGUGCUGCAGAUCCCUUUGUGGUCACAAAGGGUCAUCUAUCUGCAAGGAUCUGUUCUCAAAGACCAGGACCUGCUAAGAGCCAAAAUGGAUGACGCAGAGGCUUGUUUCAUUCUAAGCAGUCGUAACGAGGUGGAUCGCAUGGCUGCGGACCAUCAGACCAUCCUGAGAGCCUGGGCAGUAAAGGAUUUUGCUCCAAAUUGUCCCCUUUAUGUCCAGAUACUCAAACCUGAAAAUAAGUUCCAUGUAAAAUUUGCAGAUCAUGUUGUGUGUGAAGAGGAGUUUAAAUAUGCCAUGUUGGCUCUCAACUGUGUGUGUCCAGCCACCUCCACUUUGGUCACGCUCCUUGUUCACACCUCCCGCGGACGAGAAGGACAACAGUCUCCAGAGCAGUGGCAGAGGAUGUACGGAUGUUGCUCCGGCAACGAGGUCUACCACAUCCGACUGUCUGACAGCAAGUUCUUUGGAGAGUAUAAUGGCAAAAGCUUCACAUACGCCUCCUUUCAUGCUCACAAGAAGUACGGCGUGUGUCUGAUCGGUAUAAAGAGGGAAGACAACAAGAGCAUUCUGCUGAACCCUGGCCCACGCCACAUCAUGGCUGCCACAGACACCUGCUACUACAUCAACAUCACCAAGGAGGAGAACUCUGCCUUCAUCUUCAACCAGGAGGAGAGGAAGGGCCGCACUGCUGGGGGAAUCUAUGACGGACCCUCACAGCUUCCUGUGCACAGCAUCAUCGCUAGCAUGGGCACUGUUGCCAUGGAUCUUCAGAAUACGAGUCCACCUGACACCUCAGGGGGUAGACUGGUCCCACCUACAGUAAAUGGAACAGGGAGCCGCCGGCCGAGCAUCGCUCCAGUUCAGGAGAUCGCAGACUCCUCCUCAAUUCUGCCAUGUGACCUCCUCAGUGACCAAUCAGAGGAUGACUCCGUUUUCACAGAUGAGAAAGGCCACUCAUCUACUGAGUAUGUGAAAGGUUAUCCCCCUAACUCUCCGUACAUUGGGAGCUCGCCCACCUUGUGCCAUCUGUUGGCUGAAAAAGCACCAUUUUGCUGCCUACGACUGGACCAGGGUUGCAGGCACAACAGCUUUGAGGAUGCUAAGGCUUAUGGUUUUAAAAACAAGCUCAUUAUUGUUUCUGCUGAGACUGCCGGGAACGGUCUCUAUAACUUCAUAGUGCCUCUCAGAGCUUAUUACAGACCCAGGAAAGAACUCAACCCUAUUGUCUUGCUGUUGGAUAACCCGCCAGAUAAUCACUUUCUGGAGGCCAUCUGCUGUUUUCCUAUGGUCUACUACAUGGCUGGGACCAUAGACAAUCUGGACAGCUUGCUGCAGUGUGGCAUUAUCUACGCUGAUAAUUUGGUUGUUGUGGAUAAAGAGAGUACAAUGAGUGCAGAGGAGGACUACAUGGCUGAUGCCAAAACUAUUGUCAAUGUACAGACGAUGUUCAGGUUGUUUCCUAGUCUCAGUAUUAUCACAGAGCUUACUCAUCCCUCCAACAUGAGAUUCAUGCAGUUCAGAGCAAAGGACUGCUAUUCACUGGCCCUCUCCAAGCUGGAGAAGGUACAACAUAACAAGAGGGCUUACAGUGAAAAAGAGCGUGAUAAAGGCUCCAACUUGGCCUUCAUGUUUCGCCUACCCUUCGCUGCCGGCAGAGUGUUCAGUAUUAGCAUGCUGGACACCCUGUUGUAUCAGUCUUUUGUGAAGGACUACAUGAUCCUUAUUGCAAGGCUGCUGCUGGGGCUGGACACCACUCCAGGAUCGGGAUAUCUCUGUGCCAUGAAAGUAACCGAGGAGGAUCUGUGGAUUAGUACCUAUGGCAGACUGUUCCAGAAACUUUGCUCCUCUAGUGCCGAAAUUCCUAUCGGGAUCUAUCGGACAGAAUCCCACAUUUUCUCAACCUCUGAGUCACAGGUGUCAGUCAGUGUUGACGACUGCGAGGACACCAAGGACAGGGGGGACGAGUCUCGCAGCAAUGACCAAUCAGAUCACCCACUUCUGAGGAAGAAGAGCAUGCAGUGGGCACGGCGUCUGAGUAAGAAAAGCGUGAGGUGGCAGGGAGUGAACCGGGACUCGAGCAGGGACCACGGCCAGCGCAUCGCUCAGCAGCGCCUCAACCUCUACCGACGCUCUGAGAGGGAAGAGCUCUCUGAGCUGGUCCGCAACCGCAUGAGGCAUCUGGGCCUCCCCACCUCUGGAUAUGAAGACCUAACUAAUCUGACAGCCAGUGAUGUCAUGAACAGAGUCAAUCUGGGAUACCUACAAGAUGAGCAGAAUGAUCACCAAAACACCCUGUCGUACGUCCUGAUUAACCCUUCUCCUGACACUAGGCUGGAGCUCAAUGACAUUGUGUAAGGAUUACUCCUUUAUUUUGCUCCAGUUGUGCGUGCGUGUUUAUGCGUUGUUUAAUACAAAUAGUAAUCUGUUUAAAAUGUCACCCAUUGAAUAAAAGGCACAAAGGUGCUAAUGUUUAUUUC
Micropterus dolomieu (smallmouth bass) is the source of this 3768-nucleotide messenger RNA. It is a transcript of the gene kcnt1a, whose product is annotated as potassium sodium-activated channel subfamily T member 1a. Gene Ontology annotation, biological process: potassium ion transport. The transcript has 29 exons. Gene Ontology annotation, molecular function: intracellular sodium-activated potassium channel activity. Lineage: Eukaryota; Metazoa; Chordata; Actinopteri; Centrarchiformes; Centrarchidae. The coding region runs from base 167 to 3646 and encodes 1159 amino acids. Gene Ontology annotation, cellular component: membrane. The record is from RefSeq and is a predicted model, not a curated record.